AUAAUGAAGGACCAGCACCAGCUGAAGUUCAGAACAUAGAUAUGACAGAGGCAGUGGAAGGUGAAAGUAAAGAAACCUCUAAUCUAACAGGAGAGGUAAGUAAAUUAUCUGUAGACGACAGUAGAGCUAUCCUCCAAAGUAAAACGAAAUCCAUGGAAUCUGAAAAAGUGCAAGGUUUAAUAAAAAAACUGUCUAUAUCUCAUGAACCAAUUGAUGAUAAUGAUAGAGAAAAUAAAACCAGGAAAUUGAAACUAAAAACUUUACUCCAGUGUUGGUACCUGUUUGCUGAAAAAUUUGAAGAAAGGGUUAAAGAAAUUAAAAAUGAUAAUAGUAGAUUUAAUGAUCAACAAGCUAGAGGGUUAGUUUAUGGUGAAAUCGCAACGAAUAUUCCAGGAUUCACAAGAGAAAGCCUACGUAAAAAAACAGCAAAAACUAGAAAUAUUUAUAAGUUGUUUGGUGAAA
This is a messenger RNA of Scutellospora calospora, 462 nucleotides long. NCBI's taxonomy places the organism in Eukaryota, Fungi, Glomeromycota, Glomeromycetes, Diversisporales, Gigasporaceae. The record is from the annotation of a GenBank genome assembly.